AUGGCACCGCGCAAAACAACUCGCAAGGCCGCUGCCGGUCCCGGAGCAGACAUCGACAAAGUCGCCGAUCCGAAGGCCCGCGUCGGGAAGAGCUGGACUGUCAAGACAUACCAAAAUGGGCUUUUGAACCUGAAGGCGCCCGCGCGGCUCAUGAACAUCACAAAGAAGAACGCCGUGGAGUCCCCAUUGCUGGCUCUCCCCGCCGAGAUCAGGAACAAGAUCUUCGCCUUAGCGCUCGGCGGUCAUGAAAUCACCAUCACUGCCGGCCAUAAAUCGUUCGACAAGAAGACCCGUCUGUACACAUACGUUCUCACUCAGACGGCGCUUCCUUUAUCCGGAGUCAUUUCGGGCUUCGUCAAACCCACAUUCCAGCUCCCGCGCGUAAGUCGCCAGGUCUAUGCCGAGACGGCAAUCCUGCCUUACUCCCUCAACACGUUCAAGUUCACGGGACAUGUGAACAAGCGAGUCGGCAAACAUAGAGGGUUGGGGUAUUGCGCCAUGGACUGCUGGCUGGAUCACCGGAUACCUGCCCAGAUCAAAGCUAUCGCAUCUCUGGUGGUCGACGAUCAAUAUUUCUACCGGUACUCCGAGGGGCGUCGACCGGCGUUCAAGAACAGAUUUCCGGCUCUCCAGACAUUAAUCGUGGAUCUGGCUCGCCCCAUUUCUCUUGACUUGUUCAUGCAGUUAGUCUUUCCUAAAGUGGCGUAUACCGAGCGCGAAGGAAGCGCGGCCAGCUGGUUCGCGAUUCGCUUGGAAACCGGAAUGCCCUGA
This is a messenger RNA of Trematosphaeria pertusa, 771 nucleotides long. RefSeq lists its product as uncharacterized. The record is from RefSeq and is a predicted model, not a curated record. The transcript is spliced from 3 exons. The coding region runs from base 1 to 771 and encodes 256 amino acids. Lineage: Eukaryota; Fungi; Ascomycota; Dothideomycetes; Pleosporales; Trematosphaeriaceae.